This is a messenger RNA of Theileria parva strain Muguga, 2731 nucleotides long. It is a transcript of the gene Pde7b, whose product is annotated as 3'5'-cyclic nucleotide phosphodiesterase family protein. NCBI's taxonomy places the organism in Eukaryota, Apicomplexa, Aconoidasida, Piroplasmida, Theileriidae. Bases 140 to 2698 code for a protein of 852 amino acids. The record is from RefSeq and is a predicted model, not a curated record. Gene Ontology annotation, molecular function: 3',5'-cyclic-nucleotide phosphodiesterase activity. Gene Ontology annotation, biological process: signal transduction. The transcript is spliced from 9 exons.
UUUACACAUUCCAAACAGAAUAUUUUUUUUACCAAUUUUAUUUUAUAAUUUCAUUAAUAUUUUUAUUUUCAUUACUUUAUAAUAAUUUUAUUAUUUUGUAAAAUAUUAUGGAAUCGGAUUAUUUUAUUUAAUUUACAAAAUGACAGUCUCUAUCAUACACAUCCCUUCCAUCAACUCAUCCCCCAAUCUCUCCAACAUUAACUCUAAUAACUCUAAUAACACUGUUGACAGUGUUAACACUAAUAACAGUAGUAAUGUUAAUGGUAAUGUGGAAAUAGGUGGAAAUAUUGAGGAGAAGAGUGAGAAUGAGUUGGAGGUAUUGAGUUUAACGAUUCGUCCUACGUAUUUGAAUAUUUACGGCUACAAUUUCAAGGGUCCUGAACUGUUCAAUGACAAUUCUAAGCAGCAGACGCUCACCGACGAUAUCCUCGAAUCCCUCAAACUCAAUCAAAAUGUGCAUGGCGACUGUAAGCGUUUGGGAUAUGUGGAGCGUAACUCGUUGGGAAACAUCGAGGGCUUUGGCUUUAUGAAGAAAUUCCCGCUAAAAUUUAAUCAUCAGUACUUGGAAGAACUUUACGCUCUCAAUAUUAAUCACUGGAUUCUCGGACGGUUAAUUUUUAUCUCCCUUCUGAAUCUUGUCAUUACGCUCUUUUUCUGGCCAAUUAACUCUAUCUCAUUCGGUAAUAUAGGUUUGAUGAGGAGUGAUGGUUUGAUUGGUGUGUUAUUUCAUGUGUUGAUGUGUUUGACGCUUUUGCUUAUUUUCAUUCCCAUCAGUUCACUUCAUUACAAAUUUCAUCAAUUCGCCGAAACCUCUCUCUAUUACUCCUUAGUUCUCAUAAGUUUGAUUUGGGGUUGUUGGUAUUUUGUGGUAUCGUAUUUGUGCCGUGUAAAAUAUUUCAAGAGUUCAGUUUCCCAGUUAAUUGUCUCCACAGAGUCUUUUAAAACUGUUUUCUUCGUCUACUGCAUUCUACCAAUUAUUACUCUUGACGCUUUCUUACCCAUUAGAACCUCCAGGACUUUAUGGAUCCAUAUACAAUUUAUCAUCUUUUACUCCGUCAACACCAUCACAAACUCUUACAAUACUCACAUCUCUUUCACUUACCCAUUGUUUCGUAUAGUAUUUUAUGUGUUGAUAUUGGUGUUGUUAUAUUUUGGCGGUUUUUCUACGGAGAUACAGCUCCGUAUUUCCUUCUACAAUUGGAUAAUUACUUCCAUUAAAAUAGAGAAAAUACAACACUCUGUUAAACACAGUCACCAGGUUGUCACUCCGCCCGACUCUGCGCCUGUGGAACUGAUCCUCCGUAACCUAACAAUAUCCAAAAAACUGAUUAAAAUAAUCCAUAACAUGAUUGGGAAUAACAUGCCGGAGACGUGCAGUUACUUUAACCAGACACUUGUUACGCUGGAAAACUCAAUCACACAACUGACAAAGUCCAACCUCUUCAACAUUAAAUAUAAUAAAGUCUUUGAAGAAAUGGGAACCGGAUCCGAACUACUCAACUCUCUAUACACUUCUUAUUUUACUCCCAUCAAUCAUUCCAAUUUGGAUGGUGUGGAUAGGGAGUAUAAAUAUGUUAGUAUUCCCUUGUCUGGUGUGUCAGGAGUAAGUUCUGAUGCCCCGUUAAUCACCUUGGACCAGCUGUUGAAUGAUUGGAACUUUAGCAUUUUGGACUAUUUCCGCCAGAAUCCCACGGGAUUCAUCUCAAUAGGCUGUGUGUUACUAUCAGAAUUUCAAACCCACUUCAACAUUCCCACGGAUGUAAUUUACAGUUUCCUCGGGUUGGUCGAGAAAUGUUAUAAUAACGUCUCAUACCAUAACCAAAUGCACGGCGUUUUUGUAUGUCAGAAGCUCCUGUGCCUGAGUAACUUUACCAACGUUUACUCCAGACUUUCUGUGAUUGACCGGACAAUUUUGAUAAUCUCAGGGCUUUGUCAUGACAUUGGGCAUCCUGGACUCACAAAUGCGUUUUUUAUUAACUCGGGACACCAGCUGGCACAUUUAUUCAAUGAUAAAAGUGUCCUAGAGAACUUCCACUGCUGCCUCACCUUCAACGUUCUCAGACAAAGUAACUUGUUCUCAUUUCUCGAUAAAGAAGAAAUGAAAAUCGUCAGGAGAAAAAUCAUACAAUUGAUACUUUCCACCGAUUUAGAAGAUCACUUUCAAACAAUCACACAGUUUAGGGUGAGAAGAGCUUCUAGGGAGUUUUCGGUUGAGGGUGAGAUUGACACGAUUUGUAAGAUGUUAAUAAAGGCGUCUGACAUUGGCAGUUCUUGUAUGGAGUGGCGUUUAACCUUGGAGUGGUCACAGCGUCUGGUCCAGGAGUUCUACACGCAAGGGUUAGAGGAACUUAGCCUUGGACUCCCAAUCACACCACUCUGCGAUCCCAAUAAACACAACCACCUACCCAAAGCACAAAGCGGGUUCCUCGCCAUCUUCGUCAUCCCACUCUACACCGAAAUUGCCAACAUUCCACAACAUAACACAAGGAGUACUGUGGAUAAGGAAACUGAAGUUACAGAGUGUAUGGAGAGUGAUGAGAACAGAGUGUUGAGUGUGUGUUUGAGUCAUGUGACUGAUAACAAGGACCGUUGGGAUCAGAUGAACGAGUUGGGAGAGACGUUACCGCUCCGGAACUUCCCACAUGAUACCAUACAACUCAACGUUAAUCUAGCACUCGCUAAUCUCAAUAACAUUUAACAUAAUCAUUAUAUUUAAUAUCUUAAUACUAUA